Cydia splendana is the source of this 1545-nucleotide messenger RNA. It is a transcript of the gene eIF4AIII, whose product is annotated as eukaryotic initiation factor 4A-III. Lineage: Eukaryota; Metazoa; Arthropoda; Insecta; Lepidoptera; Tortricidae. Gene Ontology annotation, cellular component: catalytic step 2 spliceosome; nucleolus. The transcript is spliced from 5 exons. The record is from RefSeq and is a predicted model, not a curated record. Gene Ontology annotation, molecular function: mRNA binding; RNA helicase activity; ATP binding. Bases 147 to 1364 code for a protein of 405 amino acids.
GCCGCCAUGUUGAUUGUUGAAACAAAUGUGACGACUGUACGCUGUUUGUAGUGCAUUUUUCUCACAUUUCUGGUUAAAUUUUCUAAACGUGUUCAAGUGAAAAUAAACGGGGCUUUUCUUAUUAAUAAAGUUGACGUCUUCUUAAAAUGACUGCGUCAGAGGCCUCAUACAAUCGAAAAAUCAUAUCGGAAGAUUUAUCAAACGUUGAAUUCGACACAAGCGAAGAUGUGGAAGUUAUUCCCACAUUUGACUCCAUGGGCCUUCGGGAUGAAUUGCUGAGAGGAAUAUAUACUUAUGGAUUCGAGAAGCCUUCCGCUAUUCAGCAGAGAAGUAUUCAGCCGAUUGUGAAAGGCAGAGAUGUGAUUGCCCAGGCCCAGUCAGGCACGGGUAAAACCGCCACAUUUUCCAUAUCCAUCCUGCAGUCAUUGGACACGACUCUUCGUGAGACGCAGGUUCUGGUGUUGUCGCCCACUCGCGAGUUGGCUACACAGAUUCAAAAGGUUAUCCUGGCUUUGGGAGAUUUCAUGAAUGUCCAGUGCCAUGCUUGCAUUGGAGGCACAAACCUCGGUGAAGACAUUAGGAAGCUGGAUUAUGGUCAGCAUGUAGUUUCUGGAACUCCUGGCAGAGUUUUUGACAUGAUUAGAAGACGUGUACUCCGUACCAGAGCAAUCAAGAUGCUGGUCCUUGACGAAGCUGAUGAGAUGCUGAACAAGGGCUUCAAGGAGCAGAUUUAUGAUGUCUACCGUUACCUGCCGCCUGCAACACAAGUUGUACUCAUAUCUGCUACUUUGCCCCAUGAAAUAUUGGAAAUGACUUCCAAGUUUAUGACAGAUCCCAUUAGGAUUUUAGUUAAACGUGAUGAAUUGACACUCGAAGGCAUUAAGCAGUUCUUUGUGGCCGUGGAGCGUGAGGAGUGGAAGUUCGACACACUUUGUGACCUGUAUGACACUUUGACCAUUACACAAGCUGUGAUAUUCUGCAACACCAAGAGGAAGGUGGACUGGCUCACACAGAAAAUGCAGGAAGCCAACUUCACAGUCAGCUCUAUGCAUGGUGAUAUGCCACAAAAAGAGAGAGAUAAUAUUAUGAAGGAGUUCAGAUCGGGACAAAGCCGCGUGCUAAUCACAACUGAUGUAUGGGCAAGAGGUAUUGAUGUCCAACAAGUAUCUCUUGUCAUCAACUAUGACCUGCCCAACAACCGUGAGUUGUACAUCCACAGGAUUGGUCGUUCCGGCCGUUUUGGACGCAAGGGUGUUGCCAUCAACUUUGUCAAAUCAGAUGAUAUCAGAAUCCUGAGAGAUAUUGAGCAGUACUACUCCACACAGAUUGACGAAAUGCCAAUGAAUGUAGCUGACCUCAUUUAAAUUAAUUUGUAUAUCGUAUAAAAUGUAUAUCUCCCCUUCUUUCACACUCUGUGAACAAUAGGCACUGCAUAAGGUGGUAGGGUUCGGUUAACACCCUUUCUGCAAAAUUGUGAGCUAAAAUAAGCAUCAAAAUAUGUUAGACUUAUCUUAAUAUGUAACACAAUAAAAGUGAAGUGUAAAA